Jatropha curcas is the source of this 1684-nucleotide messenger RNA. Its product is annotated as DNA-directed RNA polymerase subunit beta. The record is from RefSeq and is a predicted model, not a curated record. NCBI's taxonomy places the organism in Eukaryota, Viridiplantae, Streptophyta, Magnoliopsida, Malpighiales, Euphorbiaceae.
UUACUCCAAAAUUGAAAUAAUUCAAAAACGCGGGUCAGGACCCGUAGUCACAUCUGGUUCCCGCCUCUUCAAAAUUUGGAAUUUUGGGUGCGUUGUUUCUCAAAUCCCAUAUCAAAUCUUCAAAAUUGGCUGAUUAUAAUCAUAUACUUUAUCGACGACUCAAUAAUCCUUCUCACAAGGUUUGAGGACCAGCGGGUUUAACCCAAAUUUUGUUUCUUUAUCUUGAGAUUCCUAAUUGGUUGAAGUAGGACUUUCUUUCUGUUAAAUUGGGUUUCUAGUUUUGUGGUAAUUUUGAAGUUGUUUACUUUGUAGGGUCUGUUUUCUUGCUUUUUUGGCCUAAUGAUGACUGGAGAUAAUUUCACUGACGAGGUCUCCAAAACACGUGCAGUUUUGGGAGAUCUAACAAAUAGGCCUGAAAAAAGAGAGUUUUCGUCGAUUUUGGGUGGUUCAGAGCUUAAAUCUGGAGAUGGGUGUGGUAAAAAAAUAGUCUAUGAAGAUGGGGAUUCAUGUUUUGCUAAAAGAGUGUGUUUAGGAGUUGAAAGUUCUGUUAAGGAGAAAUGUAAAACCAAAUUUGGAGUUGAUAAGAGUGAUGAGAAGGAUUUGCUUACAGAAGCUAAGCAACCUUGUGUAUCAUCUCCUAUUGAUAGUGAUAUUGAUACUUCUCAGGAUAAUACUGUUACCAUUAUCUCACAUAAUCCUAAUGAAAAUAAGGAAACAUCUAAUUUGUUAGAUGGUACUGUCAAUCUUGUUAAGAGGGUUAGGGAAGUUGUGGAUGCAUCAAGAGAUAGUUGUGCAUCUAGUGGUUCAAUGCCCACAAACUCUUCGUCGUCCAAGAAAGACAGUGAUGAUGAAGUUAGACUCAAUUCUGAUGUUAAGCAAAGCAAUCUAGUAGAUGAUGUUGGCACAAGCGUUGACAAGGAUCUUGGUGUCAGUGAAUUGGCCAGUCGCAAAUAUGGGUCUCUUGAGCAGUCAAGUUUGCCCAAGUCACAGGGUUUGGUUAGAUGCACAGAACUCCAGGGUGAUGGUCAUGCUAAUUUGAGCGCGGUUGCUGACUUGCUGAAUGCUUGCCCUUGUUCUUUUUGCUUGAAAGCUGCCUAUAUUUUGUCAGACCUCCAUUACCAGGACAUCAAAGGACAAAUAGCUGCAUUAAAGAAGAGUCAGAAAGAAGCAAGCAUCUUGGUUAAUAAAUAUGGCAGGGGUAAUCAUACCGACAUUCAUAGCGAAGGAAACUCCAACAAAUCCUCAAAAUUAGAGUCUAAUCUCUCUGCUCAGUGGAGAUCUCUCUUUCAACACAUGGAGGAGAUAAUUGUUAAUGAAAGCAAUCAACUUCAAGCUAAAUUAAUUGCACUGAAAGAUUUGAGAGAAAAUCGCAAGAUGGAUCUAGAGAGGAACACUGGGAUGCCUUCUGACAAUUUGUAGUAACAUUCGUUCCUCUGAUGAUCGUAAGACUUUCUUGUCCCACCAAUUGUAAAAACUUGUGCAUGUGCAUAGACACACAAGUCUUUGUGUGUUUGCAUAUGUGCCUUGUAUUGUUGUUGAGAGAGUUCCUGUAAUUCCUAUUAUUGUCAUGGUAGCUGGGUUCUACUGUGCGCCACUUGUAAUAUCUAUUCGUGCGGUUAUGAUCUGUAUGAGUGAAAUUUUCCAUUACAUAAAAUGAAAUUUAUGGUUUUCUAAUUUCUACUAA